AUGCAACUUAAUUUUGGUAUACUCGCGAGCUUCUUAGCAUUGGCCUCUACCGCUCAUACCGACAAAAAGAUCUAUUCACGUCAAAGCAAUGGCACGGAAUACAAGGUCGGAUACACCCCUUUGAAGACAGACUGGACAGAUAUAGUGGGAACCAAUCCAUGGCCUGAAUACCCACGACCACGCCUCCAACGGCCUGACUGGAAAAACCUCAAUGGUGUUUGGGGUUACAGAAAUACCACCAAUGGAUCAGACGCAUCGCCUCCGUUUGGACAGACACUUGAAAGUCCUGUUCUAGUCCCCUUCUGUCUCGAGAGUGCUCUUUCAGGUGUGACAGGUAAGGGUCGCAUGUGGAGUUGGUACCAGACCAUGUUCGAAGUGCCCACGUCUUGGCCCAGUGACAACAGUGUCAUUCUGAACUUUGGCGCUGUUGAUUAUGAAGCCACCAUCUUUGUCAAUAGCCAGAAAGCUGGUUUCCAUAGAGGUGGAUACUUUGAGUUUAGUGUAGAUGUGACACCGUAUUUGAACAUGAACGGGACGAAUGAGCUACUGGUAUAUUCCUUUGAUCCGACAGAUGUGGAUGAUGUUCAGAUACCAAUCGGAAAGCAAACCUUGAACCGAGGCGGAAUGAUCUGGUAUACGCCUUGCAGUGGCAUCUGGCAAACCGUCUGGCUUGAAUCAACACCGAAAGAGCACAUCUCCAAACUCGAUCUGACAGGAGACAUGAACGGCAAUGUGAAUGUAUUUGUGCAUAGUAGCGCCAACUCUACGAGCACUGCAUACGAGAUCACGGUUCAUGAACUGAACUCUAAUGACGCUAAGGCGACAGCGACGGGUACAAGUGGAUCCUCAUUUACGUUCACUGUUAACUCACCGGAGCUAUGGACUCCAAACAGCCCGGUCUUGUAUAACAUCACGGUUAAGAUGGGUAGUGAUACUGUCCAGAGCUACACUGGAUUUAGGACUGUUUCCCGAGGUGCCAUCAACGGUGUCCAGCGCCCGCUUCUAAACGGACAAUUCAUUUUUCCCUUUGGCACUCUGGAUCAAGGCUACUGGCCAGACGGAAUUUACACACCUCCAAGCGUAGAAGCCAUGGUGUACGAUCUCAAGGUACUGAAAAAUGUCGGCUACAACAUGGUACGUAAACAUAUCAAAGUAGAACCGGCGCUCUUCUACAGAGCUUGCGACGAGAUGGGAAUGUUGGUCAUUCAAGACAUGCCUUCGCUGCGACCAGACUUGCCAGACGGUGCAUGUGGCAGCAAGCGCUUAGCAGGCGAAGCCGCGCAAGCAGAGUUUGACCGGGAGCUGGGCUUGAUGGUCGAGCAGUUGAAGUCGUACCCUAGUAUAUUUGCUUGGACAAUCUACAACGAAGAAUGGGGCCAAGCUACUGAUGGCCCCCCGUGGCCCGAGUUCAAUUUGACGGAUAUGGUCCGGAAGAUUGAUCCUACUCGUCUAGUCAAUGCUGUCAGCGGCUGGACCGACCACAGAGCAGGUGACUUUGACGAUAAUCACCAUUACUCCACACCCCAAUGCGGAACGCCAUUCUGGUCUAACCAAGGUAGCGGCUAUGAUUCUGCCUACGAUAGCUCGCGCAUUGGCCUUCAAGGCGAGUUCGGUGGCAUUGGAACCCAACUUGUGGAAAAUAACUUUGACCACGCCUGGUACAAAGAGCUGAGUAGCCAAACUGCAUACGAACUCACCAAUGGGACCGGAUGGUGGAACUAUCGUUGUCACGACUUACUAGUGCAACUGCGCGAGCAAAUUGAUCUAUUCGCAUGCUCAGGAGGCGUUUGGACACAGACCACAGACGUGGAGGGGGAAGUCAACGGAAUGAUGACUUACGACAGGAAGAUUAUCCGCAUGAACGAGACAAUGUGGAAGCAAGAUAUACAGGCGCUUUAUGACGCUGCGGAGAGAAGGGCCAAUAACGCUACGAUGGUCAUCAGAGCUACAGAUAUGGAGGGGUUGCAGUACGGUAUGUCCUGA
Messenger RNA from Alternaria burnsii, 1983 nucleotides. Its product is annotated as glycoside hydrolase family 2 protein. The record is from RefSeq and is a predicted model, not a curated record. Gene Ontology annotation, molecular function: hydrolase activity, hydrolyzing O-glycosyl compounds. Lineage: Eukaryota; Fungi; Ascomycota; Dothideomycetes; Pleosporales; Pleosporaceae. The coding region runs from base 1 to 1983 and encodes 660 amino acids. Gene Ontology annotation, biological process: carbohydrate metabolic process. The transcript is spliced from 5 exons.